GAUUUCGUUGUUGAAGUUGAAGGCAAAGAAUUCAAAUGUCAUCGUCUGAUACUCAGCGCGUGUUCUGGAUUUUUCCGUGGUCUUCUCAGGUCUGGGAUGAAAGAGUCGCAGAAACGGAAAACAAAACUUGAGGGGGUCUCCAUGGAAACAUUUGCGUCCAUUUUAGAAAUUCUCUACACCGGAUGUGACAAUGUGACACGUGACAACAUGCUUAAUGUCUGGCAGGCUGCCGAUCAACUUCUAAUAAAAUUUGUCUCUGAUAAUUGUGUAGAUUUUAUAAAAAACAAUAUUUGCAAUGAGACUGUCAUCUCAGUUUGGAAAGUAGCAUCUCAACUGAUGAACAACAAUAUCAUAGAACUUUGUGUAACGUUUCUUAGAAACAAUACAACUCUGGCAAACUGGGAAAUUAUAUAUUCGACUGCAAAUUUUUUGGGUUCAGAUUUGAUUUUGUCACAUGUUCGAGAUUUCGUCAAGAAAAAUUAUGAACACGUCAUCAAAUCUAACGCAUUUCUGUGCCUUCUUUACAAUGAUUUACUUGAAAUUAUACAAAGUCAAGACUUGGUUGUCUCUUGUGAGGAUGUUGUCAUUGAGUCUAUUUUUAAAUGGAUUAAAUGU
Lymnaea stagnalis (great pond snail) is the source of this 615-nucleotide messenger RNA. The record is from the annotation of a GenBank genome assembly. NCBI's taxonomy places the organism in Eukaryota, Metazoa, Mollusca, Gastropoda, Lymnaeidae.